Molecule: messenger RNA, 439 nt
Organism: Prorocentrum cordatum
Lineage: Eukaryota; Dinophyceae; Prorocentrales; Prorocentraceae
Source: the annotation of a GenBank genome assembly
AGGACGGGCCCGAGUCGCGUGAGCCCCCCGCCGGGUGGUGGGGGCGGCUCCUCGGGGGGCGUGGCAGGCAGCCCAGCCCCGGGCCGGGCGCCCGGGCCGCGGCUGUGGCGGAGGCCGAGAGGAGCCUGGACCUCGCCGGCGGGCUCGACGCCGCCAGCGCCCGCGCGCCGAGGCCGCGCUGCGGGCUCUGGCAUCCGCCAACGGCGCGGGCGCUCCGUAGCCUUGGCGCGCACGUGGCGCCGCCGCUGGCGGCCGCUUGCGGCGUCGCUGCGCCAGCUGCGGCGCCGAGGCUGUGCGCCUCCCCCCCAGAUUGGCUACGCGUAAGAUGGACCUUUCGCCUGUCCCAGUUCCCCUCGGGUCAUGCAAAUUCAUGACGGUUUUUCUUGUUGCUCUCUCUCUCUCUCGAUCUUUUCGGCCUUUGGGGGCCCUUCCCGGGUCU